Messenger RNA from Macrosiphum euphorbiae (potato aphid), 345 nucleotides. Lineage: Eukaryota; Metazoa; Arthropoda; Insecta; Hemiptera; Aphididae. The record is from the annotation of a GenBank genome assembly.
AUGGCUUCCACGGGUAAGAAAUUGUUUGAACAACUCAAGAGUAAAGAAUUCCGUGCUUAUUUAAUGAGUACUCAUUUUUGGGGUCCGGUAGCAAAUUGGGGUAUACCAAUAGCAGCACUAUCAGAUGUUAGAAAAGAUCCUGAACUAAUAAGUGGUAAAAUGACUGGAGCUCUAUGCUUGUAUUCAAUUGCAUUCAUGAGAUUCGCCUGGAAAGUCCAACCACGUAAUAUGCUUUUGUUUGCUUGUCAUGCAACAAAUGAAGUAGUUCAAGUGGUCCAAUUUUCAAGAUUCAUUAAUUAUAAUUAUCUAUCUAAUAAAGAGGAUAAUAAAAAUGAAAUAGCUUAA